Stomoxys calcitrans (stable fly) is the source of this 3711-nucleotide messenger RNA. RefSeq lists its product as uncharacterized. The coding region runs from base 220 to 3354 and encodes 1044 amino acids. Gene Ontology annotation, molecular function: sugar transmembrane transporter activity. The record is from RefSeq and is a predicted model, not a curated record. Gene Ontology annotation, cellular component: membrane. The transcript is spliced from 10 exons. Gene Ontology annotation, biological process: transmembrane transport; carbohydrate transport. Lineage: Eukaryota; Metazoa; Arthropoda; Insecta; Diptera; Muscidae.
CAUUUUAGUUGUGAACGAAAUUUUAAUGGACACGGAUCGGAUUGGCUAUCUUUGGCGGGAUUGUUAACAACGAAAGAAAUUUCGAAGAGAAAUAGAAAAAUUGUGUUCUUUUGUUCAGUUGAACAUAAAAAAAAUCAAAGAGAGUGGUUGUUGUUGUCAUUUUGAAAAAAAUUUUGAAAAUAGAAAAACAUUGUGUAAUUGUCAGUUAUAUAGAAGAGAAUGAAAGAAAUUAAAGAUGAAACGGCCGAUGAAUUCCAGUCGCUGCGAAAUGGAGCCACACCUCAAGUGGUUAGCGGCAUGGAUAGGCCUUACAAGGCCAAGCCCUUGGGAGAACAAACAAGAGCUUUGAGACGUCAGGGCAUUAUGGUGAUAUUUGGAAAUUUAGGUGUAAUGUCUACAGGCUUGGGUCUGGGAUUGCCGACAAUUACAAAUGGUCCCAUGAAAGAUACCACAGCACCAGUAUACUUAACAGAUUCGCAGUUUUCAUGGUUUGCAUCUUUGAAUUUAUUUGCUGCUCCAUUUGGUGGCCUUCUAUCGGGCUUGCUGUUGGAUAAACUUGGACGUAAAAACACCAUGUAUGUCCUAAACGUAUUGGGACUGAUAUCAUGGAUUCUUAUGGCCUUUACCAGUCAAGCAACUCAAGAUUCCAUGUUUAUACAGUUAAUGGUAUCGAGAUUUUUCAUAGGUGUUGCCAGUGGUCUAGCCAGUGCUCCUGUGGGAGUUUAUUCAGCCGAAAUAAGCACUCCAAAAAUUCGUGGUCGUUUAAUUUUGGGGACCUCAAUAUCGGUGGCAGCAGGCAUAACCAUGAUCUAUAUUUUGGGAUAUUUUAUACGGGACGAUUGGCAUUUGAUAGCCAUGAUCUGCUGUGCUUUUCAAAUAAUAGCCUUGAUAUGUGUCAUACCAAUGCCGGAGUCUCCAAAUUGGCUAAUCUCAAAGUCACGUCUGCCAGAGGCCAGACAAUCGCUUAACUAUUUCAGGGGUUUGGAAAAGAAACCUGUCAUCACACAUCCCGAGGUGUUGGCCGAAUUCAAUAUUCUCCAGAAGAAUAUACAACUGGGCGUAGGAGAGAAGAAACCACCAUUUGUGAAGUCUUUAAGACUCCCCGAGGUCUAUAAGCCACUGCUCAUACUCAUGGGACUCUUUACAUUCCAACAAGUGACCGGCAUAUUUGUCAUCAUUGUCUAUGCUGUGCAAAUUGCCAUGGAAGCUGGUGUUACCAUUGACCCCUUCAUGUGCGCCAUCAUGAUUGGUGUGGCCCGUGUGAUCACCACCUGUCCCUUGGGUUAUGUACUCGAAAAAUGGGGCCGUCGUCGUUCAGGCCUUAUAUCAGCUUUGGGUAUGGGCGUUUGCAUGGCUUUACUGGCUCUACACAAGCAUCUCAAGGUCAUCCCAUAUUUGCCUGUCAUUGCCAUUGUCUCAUUCAUCAUUCUGAGUACUUUGGGUCUCUACACCCUGCCCUUCUUUAUGAUAUCCGAAGUAUUUCCACAAAAUGUCCGAGGACCUGCCUCGGGUUUAACGGUGGCCUAUGGCACCUUCGUCUCGUUCAUCUGCACCAAAACAUAUCCCUCCAUGAAGGAUGCCAUAGGCGGCGAGUAUUGCUAUAUGGUCUAUGGUUUGCUUUCUUUCUUGGGAGCGGCAUUCAUAUAUGCCUUCUUGCCUGAAACUCGAGGACGUACCCUGCUGGAAAUCGAGGAACAAUUCAGAAGUGGGAAAUCUAAACGGCCAGUAGAUCCUGUGGAAAUGCAAGAAAUAAUGGUGAAAAUUAUGUCAUCGGAUCAUUGGGAAACCAUCAAAUUGGAACAGAAUGGAAAACAGCAAAGCACUCCGAUGCUCUGUUCUGGCAUGGACCACACCCAGCCAGGAAGGAAAAAACCCUUGGGCGAGAGCCGCAAGGCUGUAUGGCGUCAACAGUUGAUGGUCUUUUUGGGCAACACCGGAGUGAUGGGUGCUGGCAUGGCCAUUGCCAUACCCUCGGUGACACUGGGCCAAUUAACUAAUGAGCAAGAGGAUUUUUUUCUAACCAUAGAGGAGGCCAGCUGGUUUUCCUCCAUCAAUACCAUGGCCUGUCCUCUGGGUGGUUUACUGGUGGGACUUUUGAUGGACCGCGUGGGCCGCAAGAACACCAUACUAGUCACCGACAUAUGUGGUGUCAUUGGAUGGGCUUUAUUGGCCUUAGCCUCCCUGCACACCGAUCACUCGGCCAUAUAUAUACAAAUGUUAAUAGCCCGCUUCAUAUCAGGCAUUAUGAUUGGAUUGGCUGUUUCCCCCGUUGGAGUAUAUUCAGCGGAAAUUAGUUUGCCUCGAAUCAGGGGACGACUUAUAUUGGGUACCUCACUUGGUUUGGCCUCUGGCAUACUCUUCAUGUAUGUCCUAGGCUAUUUUAUAAGGAAUGAUUGGCAGCUAAUAUCGAUCAUCUCCACUGUGCAUCAAAUCAUUUCAACGUUGUGUGUUCUGCCAAUGCCGGAAACUCCAAGUUGGCUAAUGCAAAAUGGCCACUACGAAAAGGCCAGAAGAUCGCUCAAAUAUUUUCGAGGUCUCAAUAAGAAUGAUGCCUCAUAUUGCGAAGAGUUUGAAAAUGAGCUCAAUCAAAUCAAAAAGACUUCCGAAGAAAGUCGCAACACCGCCAAAAACGAAUCUCUGUGGCAGGCCAUCAAGGCUCCGGAAGUUAUCAAGCCCCUGCUCAUAAUGAUUGGCUUCUUUGGUUUCCAACAAUGUUCUGGUGUGGUGGUAGUGGUGGUUUUUGCAGUACAAAUUUCCACACAGGCUGGAGUAACCAUAGACCCCGUGCUGUGUGCAGUGAUGGUGGGAGUGGCCCGCAUAAUCACCACCUUCUUUAUGAGCACCAUAUUUGAGAAAUGGGGUCGCAAACCGGCCGGUAUGGUAUCGGCGUCUGGCAUGACUGCAUGCAUGAUGCUGCUGGCAGCAUCGGGCUGGUUUCCCGAGCAAUUGGGAAAGAUUCCCGUUCUACCCAUCAUUUGUAUUGUCAUGCACAUAGUCUUCUCGACCAUGGGUCUAUUGACCCUGCCCUUCUUUAUGAUCUCGGAGGUGUUUCCCCAGCGUGUGAGAGGCAGUGCCUCAGGAUUUGCCGUGAGCUUGGGUUUGAUCAUCUCUUUUGUGGUCAUCAAACUAUACCCCACCAUGGAGAAGGCUAUGGGAACGGCAAAUGUGUUUGCCUUCUAUGGAGGAGUGUCCCUGUUAGCAGUGGCUUUUAUCUAUUUCCUAGUUCCUGAAACCAGGGGACGCACCCUACUGGAAAUCGAAGAAUAUUUCAAAACAGGGCGCAUGCCUUUGCCCAAUGAAAUACAGCUAGACAGUGGGAGAGAUGAGUGCAGAGAAAAGUUUUUGAAAACCUAGAGCCGGGAUAAGAAACAAAUUGAAUCCAUCUAAAGUUAUUAUCUUUGCGGCUGACUUAGAUCAGUACUUAAAAUUUGUAAACUGAAUUCCAAAGAGUUCAUGCAACCACCAACCAAGAAACUGUAGUCUGUGAUUUUUACAAAAUUUUCCAAACACACACACACAUUCACUUGGUGUAUUUGGCAAAAUGGUCUUAUAUCCAUACAUACGCACAAACACUUACUAAUGUGCAUACACAUACACUUAAAUGUUUAUUAUUUAGUUCUUAAGUAGCGAUAGAUAAUUAUUUUAAGGCAAAUGAUGACAAAUGUGUAUAUUUACUUACUGUGGAAAUGCAAUGUCGUGUGACGAUGACAA